Saprolegnia parasitica CBS 223.65 is the source of this 1944-nucleotide messenger RNA. RefSeq lists its product as hypothetical. Gene Ontology annotation, biological process: L-phenylalanine biosynthetic process. NCBI's taxonomy places the organism in Eukaryota, Oomycota, Saprolegniomycetes, Saprolegniales, Saprolegniaceae. The record is from RefSeq and is a predicted model, not a curated record. The transcript is spliced from 3 exons. Bases 1 to 1944 code for a protein of 647 amino acids. Gene Ontology annotation, molecular function: prephenate dehydratase activity; pyridoxal phosphate binding.
AUGAAGGUCGCGUACCAAGGCGUUGCCGGCGCGUACUCGGAGAAGGCCGUCCACCAGCUCCUCGGCCACGAAGGCGUCGAGGCCACCGGCUACGAGUCGUUCGAAGCCGCGUUCACGGCCGUCACCGACGGCGACGUCGAGUACGGCCUCCUCCCGAUUGAAAACUCGGUCGGUGGCACGAUCCACGCCAACUACGAUCUGCUUUUGCGCUACAACUUGCACAUCGUUGGCGAAGUCGACCUGCCCGUGCACCACUGCCUCCUCGGGCUCCCGGGCACGGCCAAGGAAGACAUUCGCACCCUCGAGGUGCGUCCGUGGAACGUCGCGGCCGAGAAGGACGCGACCGAGCUCUCGACCCACAAGUUCAAGUACCUCUUUUACAUUGACGUGAUCGGCCACGCCGAGGACGCGCGUCUCCAGUCGGUCCUCACGGCGCUCAGCAGUGUGUGCAACCUCGUUCGCGUCUUUGGCACGUACCCGGCGAACGCGAUGCUGCCGGAAGCGAUCCAGCGCGCGCUCAACAAGCGCCAUUUCCUCAACCAAGCGGUCGAUGCAGUGCUAUCGUCGACGCACCACAACGACGAGGAGCUCGUGGCCUAUUACAAGGAGAACGCGACGGCGGCCGAGGCAGCCCUCGACCAGUUCGAGCACGACUUUAUCGAGUUGCGGGCGACGUUGCGGGCAAGCAUGCGCGCGCAGUCGCCGGUCCGCCUCAACCCACUCCUCGGGAAGCUCUCGCAGUCCAAGACGGUGCAGAUCCACGGCCUCACCAAGCAGCUCGAGGCCGAGGGCAAGACCGUCUACUCGCUCUGCGUCGGCGAACCCGACUUUAACCCGCACAUGCAAGUCAUUGACGCGGCGCGCCAGGGCCUCGCCGACGGCUACGUCAAGUACACGGAGGUCCAGGGCAUGCUCAAGCUCCGCAAGGCGAUUGCUGGCUACCUCGAAACGGCCAAGGGCGUCACGUACGACCCGGCAUCCGAGAUCAUCGUCUCGAACGGCGCCAAGCAGUCGGUCUUUCAAGCACUCCUCGUCACGUGCGAGCCUGGUGACCACGUGCUCAUUCCAGCGCCGUACUGGGUCUCGUACCCGGAUAUGGCCAAGAUUGCGGGCGCAGUGCCCGUCUUUCUGCAGACUGACGUCGCCAACUCGUACUUGAUCGACCCGGUCGCGCUCCGGGCGACGCUCGCCGCGGACCCGCGCAUCAAGGUCAUGAUUCUCUGCAACCCGUCCAAUCCCGCAGGCGUCGUGCACGGCCCCGAGCUCCUGCGCGAGAUCGCCGCCGUCCUCGAAGAUUUCCCCCACGUGCUCAUCAUCGCCGACGAGAUCUACGAGCAGCUCGUGUACCAGGACGAAGGCGCUGCGCCGCGCACGCACCUCUGCUUUGCGACGCUCCUGCGGUCGCGCACGCUUCUCAUCAACGGAUUCUCCAAGAGCCACGCGAUGACGGGUCUCCGCAUCGGCUACAUGGCCGCGCCGGCCACGUUCACCAAGCCCGCGACCAAGCUCCAGGGCCAGCUCACGUCCUGCGCGAGCUCGAUCGGGCAGAUUGCGGCCAUUGCGGCGCUCGAGAUGGAGGCCGCGGCCGAGACGCCGCUCAUCGAGGCGACGCUGGCCAACAUGGACGAGAAGCGCAAGUACGUGUGCAGCCGCCUCGACGCGAUCCCGCACAUCCAGUACGCGUACCCGACCGGCGCGUUCUACGUCUUUAUCGAACUCCCCCACUACAUUGGCACCAACCACGUCGGCACGAACGGCGCGACGAUCACGAACAGCGAGGUCUUUUGCUCGUACCUCCUCUCGGAAUUCGGCUGCGCGAUCGUGCCAGGCUCGGCCUUUGGCAUUGAAAACUCGGUGCGCAUGUCGUACGCCACGUCGCUCGAGGUCCUCGGCCACUCGAUGGACGCGCUUGAGAACUGCCUCCUCUCGCUCGUGCCUCAGUAG